Pungitius pungitius (ninespine stickleback) is the source of this 805-nucleotide messenger RNA. Its product is annotated as integumentary mucin C.1-like. Lineage: Eukaryota; Metazoa; Chordata; Actinopteri; Perciformes; Gasterosteidae. Bases 125 to 613 code for a protein of 162 amino acids. The record is from RefSeq and is a predicted model, not a curated record. The transcript has 2 exons.
CUUACUUUUGCAGAGGAAGGUAGGAGCAGACAAGGUACCAGUGGGAGAAGUGUCCACCUCCUGUACAACGGGACAUUUUACGUUACAUUGGCAGUUCAACUCUACCUCCUUCUGACUCUCCACCAUGAAGAUCUGGUCUCUGGGAUUUUGCCUAAUGGCUCUGCUGACAUUAACAAAGGCGAAUUUAACCAUGAAUACCACUGAAGACAUGUCCUCGACCACCACUACAAGGGAAGUGACCAAAACCAUGCCGACCGACAUCCCCCCGACCACUACAACCAGUCCUCCUGCAACAACUACGCCCCCACCCACCACUACAAGUGAAAAGACCACCACCAUACAGACCACUACCACCAGUCCUGCUGCAACAACUAUGCCCCCACCCACCACUACAAGUGAAAAGACCACCACCACACCGACAAAUACAACUGCUUCUCCAACCACCCACCCAGUGAGUACCAGUGCUUCCACAACCGACCCAGUCACCACGGGAACAAGCUCCACUGCAACCACACAAACAACCAACAGAAGCUCAGGAGUCAAAGCUUCUCUGAUGUUGUCUCUUGUGCCAUUGAUUCUCCACACGCUCGUCAAAGCUGCAAAUUUAGACUAAAAUGACUAAAAUUAAUAUAACAAUGUUUCAAAAUGGGUAUUAUUUGGAACGAAUUUAGCAUGUAAACAAAGUCAUGAUGAAUUAGAGCUGUGCUGAAGAUGUAUAAAAUAAAAGGAUUUAUCCACAUCAUUUGCUUUCAGUUGUUUGUAUUUUUCUUAUUCAUUAAAAAAAAAACCAAUUCAUAAUCAAAUG